This is a messenger RNA of Aspergillus ibericus CBS 121593, 381 nucleotides long. RefSeq lists its product as uncharacterized. The record is from RefSeq and is a predicted model, not a curated record. The transcript has a single exon. Bases 1 to 381 code for a protein of 126 amino acids. NCBI's taxonomy places the organism in Eukaryota, Fungi, Ascomycota, Eurotiomycetes, Eurotiales, Aspergillaceae.
AUGGCACAAUCAUCCAACCCGUAUCAACCCCAAACUCAACAGCAAACGCAAGCAUACCCUUCCGUCCGUCAAGCAACCCGAAAGAAGCAACAAAAUCCACUCGGGGACUAUGCAGCUCCCAAUACCUCGACCGCAUUACAACCAGUGCGGCGCACCAUGUCCCCUUCACCCUCCGUCACCGAAGAUGAGGCAAUAGACAUAGGGGAGACCGCAAGUGAACGAGCUCGAGGGAAACUCGCGAGACAGGCCACCGGACAGGAUAUGACCCAGAUGCCGGAGCAGGAGGAUACGGGGCUGAAGUUACGGCUGGAUCUGAAUCUCGAUGUCGAGGUCGAGUUGAAGGCGAAGAUUCAUGGGGAUAUUACGCUGGCUUUAUUGUGA